CUGUGGGUCCCAGGAGCCCCAAGAGUUGGGAGCAAGACGGGAAAUUGCAAAAGUCCUCACCCCUGUUCCCUCCCCCGUGGCUUUCCCGUAACUCCCGCCCCUAGGCGCUCACCCCGCAGCUGAUUCAUAGCCCGGGCGCGGGCGCCAGGCCGCCUCUGCGCGUCCACACCGACGUCCGCACCGGCGUCUACACCCGCACCUCCCCCUCCCCGCGCCGCCGCGGACUCGGCCCCGCUCGGAGCGCGACGCCGACGGCGUGAGUACCCCGGGGACGCCGGCGCCCCUUCUCGCGCGCCCCCCGCGCUGGGUCGCGCAGCCCGCGGCCCGCCUCCCCGGGUUACUGUGCCCACGGGCGACGGCGAAGACUCGGAAAACUUGGCACACGGUUCCCGGCGGGACGCGGCCGGAAGGGCGGCCGCCCGCCCUCGCUCCUCGGCGCCGCCGUGUGCCCGGGGGCUCGAUCCACUCCCCGACGGUGCUUUUCGGGGUCCUCGCCGCUGGCCCUACCUGGUGCGUAACGCUGAAGAGUAAUUUAUUACGGAGCGCACACCGCAGGAUUCCCCACACCUCCCUCCCUGCUUCUACGGCCACAUCCUCAGCGGAAAACCAGAACCUAUGGCUGUCUUUGCAGGCCUUCAGACAACAUUCCUCGUGGUGCUUCUGCUCCUGAGAACUUUCCAGAAUAAGGUCUUGUCUGAUCCUUUACCGUUGACUCCUGAAUUACUUAACGUUUCCAUCAAUUCUGCACAGCAGUGUUUGAACUUGCAAUGGAGUGUCCACAACCUUUCUCAUCAUCAGGAAUUACAAAUGAUUUUUCAGAUUGAGAUCAGUAGAAUUAAAACAUCCAAUAUCAUCUGGGUGGGGAAUUAUAGCACCACUGUGAAGUGGAACCAAGUUCUGCAUUGGAGCUGGGAAUCUGAGCUCCCAUUGGAAUGUGCAACACACUUUGUAAGAAUAAGGAGUGUGGUGGGUGAUAUCAAAUUCCCUGAGCUGAGGUUCUGGAGCAACUGGAGUUCAUGGGAGGAAGUGGAUGUACGGGAUUCCCUUGGAAAUGAGGCAUUGUUAGUUUUCCCCAAAGACAAACUGGUGGAAGAAGGAUCCAAUGUCACAUUUUGUUACAUUUCUAGGAGCAAUCAAAAUAAUGUAUCUUGUUAUGUGGAAGGUGAACAGAUAUAUGGAGAAGAACUUGGUCCAAAUGCAUUUGCCUUCACCUUGAAUAAUAUUCGUUUUGUUAGGAUAAAAGGGACGAAUAUCUAUUGUAAAAUAGAUCAGGAAGAUAUUUUAAAAGGCGUUGUGCUUUUUGUCUCAAAAGUAAUUGAGGAGCCCAAAGACUUUUCUUGUGAAACUCGGGACUUCAAGACUUUGAAAUGUACCUGGGAUCCUGGGAGUGACCAUAACUCGUUUCAAGAUUUUCCUGCAAACUACACUUUAUUUGAAUCAUUUUCCCAGAAAAAGGAAUUUUGUAAACACAGAAACUGGUGUACUUGGAAAAUAACUCAAGACUCACAAGAAAUGUAUAACUUCACACUCACAGUGGAAAACUCCUUGAGGAAGAGACGCGUCAAUAUUCUUUUUAAUCUGAGUCAUCGAGUUCAUCCAAUGGCUCCACUUGUCUUCCUUGAAAAUGUAAGUGCCACAAAUGCCACUGUCACCUGGAAAAUGCACCCUAUUGGGAAGAUUUCCACGCUUUUGUGUCAGGUUGAACUCCAUGAUACAGAAAAAGUGAUUCAACAGCACAAUGUUUCCGUCACAGUAGAUGGUGAGUACCUGUUAAGUAAAAUGAAACCCGACAGAGAGUAUUUGGCCCAAGUACGCUGUGCUGAUGCUGCCCACUUCUGGAAAUGGAGUGAAUGGAGCAAUCAAACAUUCACCACACUUGAAGCUGCUCCUUCGGAGGCUCCUGAUGUCUGGAGAAAUGUGAAGUCAAUGCCAGGACAUUAUAUUGUGACUUUAUUUUGGAAGCCAUUAUCCCAAUUUCACGCCAAUGGGAAGAUUCUGUUCUAUAACAUAGCUGUAGAAAAUCUAGACAGACCCUCCAGUGUAGAUCUCCUCUCCAUCCCUUCACCGGCCAAUGGCACAGAAGUGGCCCUCCUCGCCCGGGAUUCCUACCAGAUUCGCGUCACGGCCAACAACAGCGUGGGCACGUCUCCUGCUUCCAUCCUUGUCAUCUCUGGGGACCCUGGGCGUGAAGAGGUUGAGGUAGAAAGAGUAAAAGGCACAGAGAAGGGAUUCCCUCUUUCGUGGAAGCCUCAAUCCGGAGAUGCCCUGGGCUACGUUGUGGAGUGGUGUGACCAUCCCCAGGACCGGCUCUGCCGUCUUCAGUGGAAGAAACUGGGCCCCAACACCACAAAUACAGUCAUCAGCUCAGAUGCUUUUAGACCAGGGGUCAGAUACUGCUUCAGAAUCUAUGAAAUAUCUUCAAGGAGGAUUGCUUGUUUAUUAGAGAAGAAAACAGGAUACUCUCAGGAACUGGCUCCUUCAGGCAACCCUAACGUGAUCAUGAGUCAGCUGACAUCCCACUCCUUCACUCUGAGUUGGAAGAAUUAUUCUACUGAAUCCCAACCCAGUUUCAUAAGAGGAUACUCUGUCUAUCUGAAAUCCACAGUGGGAGAGUGCAACACAGGAUUUGAAAAGGCUGUUCUUCCAGGUUUUCAAAUCACAGAUGAUUCAGUAAUUUGCAAAUACAAAAUUAACAACCCGGAAAAAAAGACGUUCAUUGUGGAAAACCUACAGCCAGUGUCCUUCUAUGAGUUUUUCGUCACUCCGUACACAAGUGUUGGCGAGGGCCCCAUUGGUACUUUCACGAAGGUCAGAACUCCGGAUGAAUACUCCCAUAUAUUGAUACCUGUCAUACUGCCCAUGAUUUUCUUUGUUUUGCUCAUCAUGAUCGUGUGCUACUUGAAAAGUGAGUGGAUGAAGGAGAAGUGUUAUCCUGACAUUCCAGAUCCUUACAAGAGCAGUGUCCUGUCAGUAAUAAAAUCCAAGGAGAACACUCACCUGACAAUAAUGAACAUCAACGACUGUAUUCCAGAUGCUAUUGAAGUUAUAAACAAGCCAGAAGGGAGAAAGAUACAGUUCUUUGGCACUGGGAAGUCACUCACAGAAACGGAAUUUACUAAGCCUGUCUACCUUUACCUCCUUCCAACAGGAAAGAAUUACUCAGGCCCUGGACCCUGUGUCUGGUUUGAGAACUUUACCUAUAAUCAGGCAGCUUCUGACUCUGGUUCUUGUGCCCAUCUCCUUUCUCCCCCUACAGCUCCAAGUCAGCUGGGAGUAUUGAACCCACCUGAAAAUCUACAGAAGACACUAGAGAAGAACUACACGAACUCCCUGGAAGAAACUCCAACCGGAGAAACUAGUCUGAAUUAUGUGUCCCAGUUGGCUUCACCAAUGGCUGGCGACAAGGAGAGUCUCCCAACGAAUCCACCAGUGCCAGCACAUUGUUCAGAGUAUAAAAUGCAAAUGGAAGUGCCAUUGGGUCUGGCUUCACUUCCCCCAAAUGAGAGUAGCAGCCUCUCCUCUGUUACCCUUUUAGAUCAAAGUGAACACUGCUAACCAGAAUACCCAUUUCAUUCCUUUAUGCUGCACAGGCACUAAGGCUGCCUCAGGUCGUUCGUCCCAGUGAGCCCUCACCAUUGGCAGGUCUGAUUUAUAUAAGCCCACUAAAAUCUUACCAGGUUUCAAAGGCCAGAAUCUAUGGAAUUCAAUAUUCCUCCUCCUCGGAGGCUUACUCUAGAAGGGGCCGGAUCCUGUGAAGAUGUUUACCUUGCAUAGGGCUAGGCUUUAGCCACUCCACAGACCCCAGGGCCCUAGGAGGUCCAUUUUUAGCAAGAUGUUUUCCAUGAAAUUCUACUCCUGUGUUUAAUAAUUUAAGGGAAAAGGAACCGGAUUUAAGGCUUUAAUAAAGGCCACAGAAGGUUUUUUACUAGAGCAUAAAUUGUCAAUGUAAAUUUAUCCUGAAUGGAUUUAAUGAAAAAGUCAACAAAUGUUUGAGACCCAAGCAUAUUUUAAGAUUGCCUUGAAGUGAUAUAGUUCAUUGACACAGUAAAAUUAACUGGGGAGUGGGGGGUGGUGCAUAGACCUCAUCUAAUAGGUAAGAUGUGUGAAUGAAUCAGAUUCCCAUAAUUCUCCUUUUAUCUGGCUUAUCACAGUUAAAGAAUGGAUUUGGCAAGGAACUCUUCCUGGCUUAGUGUUAACAGUACUCCUGCUUAGAUAUCAGUCUUCUACAAUUUCUGAUGACUACCUCAGAAUGUAAAAUAUAUCAUCUAGUAAUUCCAUUCCCAUUUUGUUCCUCCCUUUCCCCCCAAGAAUUAUAUACAAAUGACCUGUUUCCAUUUAGCAUUCUUUGGACUCUACAAUAAGUUGUCUGGGACAAGGUAACUCCCUCAUUAUCUCAUUUCUAUUCCUAUUAUGCUAAAAUAAAAUGUAACCUCAUUGUUGGAUAUAAUUUUGAUAAAACAGCUGAGUAGUUAUAUGGAAUGGGAAAUUCUAUAUUGGCUCAGGAGCAGCUUUGUUCCUAGUACAUACCAGGUGUUUCAAACUUGUUCCUUUCUCUUCCCUCCGCCUGUCAACCUCUAGUGUUUAUUGGCCACAUUACUAAAUAAGCAUAAAUAGGAAUUCCUUUUUGCUUUGCUUUCUCUGUCAGUGUGGUGGAAAUGACUCUGCCUGUGCUUAUGCCUCUGAUAACAAAUGCCCCACACUGUUCCAUGUAACACUAGGAAAAGAGAGAGAUGAAGUAUUCAUGUUCUCAAAAGAAUGUGGCUGCCAACUGGCCUAAAUAUAUCUACACAAAUCAGUGCUUCUGUUGAGGCUUUUCAACUGUUUCCCUAUAUAUAAUUAAGCCUUUUUGCUGGAAAACUGGUUAUGUGCUCCUAACGUAGUAUAAACCAGUAUCAUUAGUCUAAUAGCUGUGAGAUGCCUUUGGGGCCAGUAUCGUUGUCAUUUAUGCUAUUUUAUUUAUGUUCCUUUGUUAAGAUGCAAUUACACAUUUUUUCACUAGAAACUUGUAUAGAGAAAUAUCAAUGAUUGUUAUGACUGAUAUGUAAAUAGUUUAUUUCCUAUGGAUUUCCUGUAAAAAGUAAUCCACAAAAGCUUAGUCAUUUUUGUUGUUGCUAACAAACCUUAAUUAAAGUAUUUCACCAUUGCAUUA
This is a messenger RNA of Choloepus didactylus (southern two-toed sloth), 5149 nucleotides long. It is a transcript of the gene OSMR, whose product is annotated as oncostatin M receptor. The record is from RefSeq and is a predicted model, not a curated record. Gene Ontology annotation, molecular function: protein binding; cytokine receptor activity. The transcript is spliced from 18 exons. Lineage: Eukaryota; Metazoa; Chordata; Mammalia; Pilosa; Megalonychidae. The coding region runs from base 616 to 3555 and encodes 979 amino acids. Gene Ontology annotation, cellular component: membrane; external side of plasma membrane. Gene Ontology annotation, biological process: cytokine-mediated signaling pathway.